UGUUGAAGAUCGUUCGCGACGGUCUGUUUCGUGUUCGUCAUCACUGAAAACUUAGCUCAGUGAUCAGUGAGUUGAGUGAUGAGUUGAAUGUUGAACCGCGUGAGUGCAGUGGAUUGUGUCAGUGACUGUUGUAUUUAUGUUGCCUACAGAAUUUAUGGAUUGGUAGCCCCGCGAUGGGAAGUGUUGCCGUUGCAGUGCUCGUGUUGCUGAUGUGUCUCACAGUCAGAGGGCAGUUUCGGUCGCCCCGCAUCACCGAGCACCCCUCAGACAUCAUAGUGCCCAAGAACGACCCUGUGACGCUCAACUGCAAGGCGGAGGGCAAGCCGGAGCCUUCCAUCGAGUGGUGGAAGGACGGUCAGCUGUUGGACACGGACACCAAGAGCCACAGGGUCAUCCUGCCCGCGGGCUCGCUGUUCUUCCUGAGGGUCGUCCACGGCAAGAAGGAACAGGAUGGCGGAGUGUACUGGUGCGUCGCGAGGAACGUCGCCGGCUCUGCUACCAGUAGAAACGCCACGUUGCUUGUAGCAGUUUUGAGGGACGACUUCCGUGCCGAGCCGUCGGAUACUCGGGUGGCUGCUGGGGAGACGGCCCUCCUGGAGUGCGGUCCACCCAAGGGGCAGCCAGAGCCUACCCUCCACUGGCGCAAGGAUGGGGAGAUCGUCGACAUCGAAGGCUCAAGCAGGGUGAGGAUCGUGGACGGAGGGAACCUGAUGAUCUCUGAUGUUCGUCAGAGUGACGAGGGCAAAUACACUUGUGUCGUGCAGAACCUGGUGGGCUCCAGGGAGAGUGUCGCAGCUAAGCUGACUGUACAUGUCAAGCCGUUCCUACUAUCGGAGCCACAAGAUGUGACAGUGCUGCCCAACCAGAAGGUCCAGCUACAAUGUCGCAUCGGAGGCGAUCCUCCGCCUAAGAUACUGUGGCGAAGGGACGACGGAGACAUGCCAGUGGGACGUGCUCAGAUCCUGGACGACAAGAGUCUCAACAUUGAGCACGUCUCUUUGGAGGAUGAGGGAAUCUACAUAUGUGACGCUGAUAACCUCGUAGGCAGCAUCUCUAUGAGGACGUCCCUAACUGUCCAUUCGCCACCAGCAUUCAAAAAGAGACCACAUGAUCAAAAAGUUGGGCUGAAUGGAGUGGCCAAGUUCGACUGUGAUGCGGAAGGAAAUCCACGACCCAGUGUUUUCUGGACCAAAGAAGGGAGUCAGGUGCUGAUGUUUCCUGGAAACUCCUACGGGAGGAUCAAUGUCACUCCCCAGGGAACUCUCAGCAUCCAGGGAGUCCAGAGGGAAGAUUCCGGAUACCUAGUGUGUUCAGCUCUAAGUGUUGCUGGCUCGGAUACUGCUAGAGCUUUUUUACAGGUAACGUCAGUAGAAGAUGUUCCUCCGCCUCUGGUAGAGGUGGGUCCGACCAAUCAGACGCUUCCGUUGCAGUCCGUCGCUACUCUGCCUUGCCAAGCACGUGGGAGUCCCUCUCCUCGCAUCAAGUGGUAUCGCAAUGGAAGUCCUGUGGAUCCCCACGCUUCCUCUAGGAUCAGUAUUCUUCCUUCAGGAACUCUACAGAUUGAUGAUCUGCAGCCGAGUGACUCCGGGCUCUACACGUGCACAGCCAGCAGUGAGAGUGGUGAGACAUCGUGGUCUGCCUCUCUCAGUGUUGGAGGUCCCAGUGGGGGCUACCACAGAAGUCCUGACCCCGCCACAUUUCCCCGCCCACCCGGGGCUCCCCGGAUACUCAACACUACUCAGUCCUCAGUCACCAUGGCCUGGGACCCUCCGCCCGGGCCACUGCACUCCCCACUCAUAGGAUACACUUUGGAAUACUUCAGUUCAGAUCUUCAAACCGGCUGGGUGGUGGCAGCACACAGAGUCAAUACAAAUACUAUUAUGAUCACAGAUCUGAAGCCAGACACGUCAUAUGUGUUUGUGGUGAGAGCGGAGAACUCCCAAGGCAUCUCAGUACCCAGUGAGAUAUCCGAGGUAGCUCAUACGCAGGGAACACAUCUGCGAGAUGUCCCGAUUCAUCAGAUCAACGAAGCCCGAGCUCGGCUGGCAACCAAGGUCAUCAUACUGCGCAACCUGGAGGCUACCAGCUCCACCGCUGUUCGGAUAACUUGGGAGAUUGUAACCGCAGAAGAUUUCGUCGAGGGGAUCUACGUAAGGUUCAGAGACAUAUCGGGAGGUGAGAAUAAGUACAACAUGGCUACAGUACUCAACGCUGGAGCUCUCCACUACACUGUCACUAACCUGCAGAAGUACACCAAAUACGACUUCUUCCUUGUCCCGUUCUUCAAGAUGAUCGAGGGUCAACCAUCAAACUCCAAGGUGGUCCAGACGUUGGAAGAUGUUCCGUCUGCCUCCCCUGAGGACAUCCAGAUGUCUUGGGUCAAUUCUUCGGCUGCUUAUAUCAAAUGGUCCCCACCUCCUCCCCAGCAUCAUAAUGGAGUUUUGUUGGGUUACAAGGUUCAAGUAAAGCAGAACACCAAGAUAGUUCUACAACAGACAGUCAAUGUCACGACCCAGACUGUCAUACUUCCCAAUAUCUCUCUCCAUGGAAUACAAGGCAUGGGUGUGCGGGUGGUGGCCUACACAGCUGUAGGUAUUGGUCCGUAUUCUCCGAUGGUGAGUGUGGCCGAAGCUCUGAUGGAUCCGUCCGCACAACCUAGUCAUCCCUCCUCGGCUUCUGACACUGUGUAUGUCCUUAUCCUCGGCUUCAUCAUCAUCUUCGUCAUCUUCGCCUUUGUUGCCACCUACUACCUCAAGAAGAGGCAGAACUUCAAGAAGGAACUUGGUCACUUGAGUGUUCCAGUGAUGAACAUGAAUGACCUCAACCUAAUGGGGGGAGGUAAGGAGACACUGUGGAUGGAGGCUGGAUGGGGAACUAAGAGUCAGGGUCACGGAGGUCAAGGUCAUCUGUCAGACAGUGACUAUGCUCAGGUGGAUACCAGAGGAAUGUCUACAUUUUACAACACCAGGAAGGAGCCUCUAGCCAACCCCACACCCUAUGCUACCACUACUCUGGUCAACAGCAACAUGGUUCCCAAUAACAGGGCUGAUUCUACAGAAACUGGUCCACUAAUAGUUCCCAUGGCAAUGAGUUCUUCUUCCGAGGCAAAAACAUCAAGUUCUGGCGAUUCGUGGACGAAGAAGGAGAUGAACCUAAACCAGGACAAUCAGGAUUUUAGAAACAUGUCAGAAGGUGUUCCUGUGUUCAUUGGUGAAACCAGGGAAUACAAGGGGAGGUUGUUUCUACCCCCUCCUCCACAACAUCCACCCCCACCCCCUCAUCAUGGCAGUGUUGCUGUCUUCAGUCAGAGCUCACGUAGCCCACAGGCCAACAAACGGUUUGGCAACAGCGGUCCGGCGAUGUGUUGUCAGGAGAACUCUGGCGGCCGUAGUAACAGUAGCAGCAACAGUUACGCUCCCUCGUGGCUCACCAGUCAAAGCACGAGAGAACACAGACACCCCCCACCACAGCAACAUCCCCCUCCGAUACCAAACUAUCCGGCCAGCUACUCGUGUUGUAGUAGCAAUCACUCUGUGAAGAGUCGAAGUCAUCGAGAACGAGAAAGAGAACGAGAUCGAGAACGGGAUCGAAAUCACUUACAUUGCCACCACUCCAACUCUAGUCAUUGUGAUUGUCAAGAGAGUGCAUCUCUGCUGUACUCCCAUCCUCACAAUUCACCACAACAGUGCCAUCAAGACUGUGGAGCCAUGGACCGAGGCUGCCAAAGCUCCUUGCCAAGCCUUCACUCUGAAGCUCAAUAUCAUCUAGUCGGCCAACACAGAGACGACAGGUGGCGGCGGGGGGGAGGAGCAGACUACGACGGCUGGGAAGGGGAGGGUGAAGACGCUAGCGACACCUGUUGUUCCUGCAGUGAAGCUUCCUGCACCUACGCGCAGACCAACCAGACACCGACCAUGAGUCCCCUCACAUCAGAUUAGGAUUCACUGAACUACUCUAAGAACUGAAGACUCAACGGACUGAAUCUCAAGGCCUUACCUGGCAUUUUAUCAUCUUAAGUGUGAAAAGUCAUUUUUAUAUCAGAACCUAACAUUUUAACACUCUAAUAUUUAUGAUAAUAAGUUUUGUUAGGUAAUUUAAUUAUUGUCCUAGUUGUCUACACAAUCAGAGUAGAAGAUUUUUGACACCGGAAUUCUUCCAUAAUAGCACUGUUUUAAUUCUUUAUUGUCUCCCCCAUUCAAAUUUUGCCAAAUCAAAUGUUCUUUUGUUGGCAAAACCAUGUUAAUUUGAAUAAUACCAAGACCAAGUAAAUUCAAAAGUCAUGAAGAUUUCAAAUUGUAGUUUGAUAUUUCAAACUAGAUUAGCUUUUAUAUACAAAUAGUAGGUUUACUUCUUUUUAUUUUACUUGAACAAAUCAUUCAUUUUCAACACAACCAACAUGUGACGUAAAAGAACAUUAACUUUCAGACAAAAUGUAAAAGGUAUGUGCCUUUAAAUGGUACCAAGUAAUAGAAAUUCAUAUCAUCCAUUCCUUACAGUGAUGUGGUAGUCUACGAGUAACAAUAAACUUUUUUAAAUUAUCAACUUAGAUAAAUAUCAGCUUCUGUGAUAUUGAUUGUAGGCGGUUUUUUAUCAGGUUGUGUUUGUAGUUUGUAAAACGAUUGUAUUUAGAUUUCUGGUGUGAUUACUGAUUAUUGUAAAUGCUAUAAAUAUUGACUAAGGUGUACAUUAUUGGAAAAUCUUUUGUACGUAUUCAUGAAAAUAUAACUUUUAAGCAAAGUUGUUAUCAAUUUUUGUAUAUGUUAAAUUGCUAUUGCUACUGCUGUGUAUACUAAGUAGAUAAAAAAUGUUACAGUCAAUUUUGAAGAUGAUUUUAUAUUAAAAUUCCCUCUAACCGUUUAAGUUCUAGACAUUGUUAACACUGGUUUUCAAUUAUUAGUGCUGCAUUUUCAACGAUAAUUGUUAUUACUCAGAUAAUUAUUAUUCCUGAUUAUUUAUAUCACAAUUUAACUUUAAACUACUUAGAUCAGUUAAUUUUUUUUUUAACCAAAGAUUAUGAUGAACAUUAAAAUUAUACAGGGUGGUCCUAAAAGAAAUAAACAACUAUAUACACCUAUAAAUUAAGUAAUGGACAAAAAAGGUAAGCUUUGAUCUUCAAAAUUCACAGCCGAUGGGUUUAAACGGCUUUGUGGAGAUCUGAAAAUGUUUUCAUGAAAACUAUUGGCACCGUAAUGUCAGGGAAUAUCUUUAUGAGAAUCUCCCAAUGCACAGGACUGACAUAACAACAUAUGUGAGCAGCUGACAUAACAACCCAACGUUACGUUUUUGUUGUCCUCCACAUAACCUGGUAUCAUUUUCUUGGGGUUUAUAUUUGUAGGAUUAUAUGAAAGAUAAAGCGCUUGUAAUAACUCUCCUAUUCAGCCUACUCUACAGACAAUUAGGUCUGAACUGAAAUAUAGGAUAAACUUGUUGUAUAUGAUUCGAGGUUUACUCACUGAACAUAUAUUGUACAAGGGAAAAACUUAAAACUAUGUGCAUUUGGAAAAUGUAAAUUCCAUUCUCAAUGUAACAUAGUUGUAUUUUGAUCAACAAAGUUGUUUAUUUAUUUUAGGAUCACCCUAGAUUUUUAUAUGUAUUAAAAAUAUAAAUUUUAAUCAUUUUAGUUUAGUUAUUCUUUAAAAUGUUGAAGAAGGUAUCAAAUUUGGAUAAGUUUACUUGGGUAGAAGUUUUAUAUUAUAUAGCACAUGAUUAAAUUGUUAUAGUACGAGUAAGUUUAAGAAAUAUUUUAAGGCCAAUUGUAUUAGAGGCAAUAAAAGACUGAGAUCGCAUAAAAUACGUACACCCUACUACGAACUAAACUUUAAUAUUUUAGAUUUAAUUUUACUUUUCUAAUUUGCUCAGAAUGUUACGUGAUUUAAUAAUUACAAUCCUUAGUCAUCAUUCUUAGUUAUCAGAGAAAAAUAUAAUUCUGUUUAAUUUAAUCUUAGACCCAGAUGGAUUAGAAGGCAUGUAUCCACAGACAAUGAUUAGAAGACAUGGAUCACCAGACAAGGAUUAAAAGACAUAUAAGAAGGACAAGCAAAACCGUUUGUUACAAUUUCGAACCAAAGAUAAGUAAAUUCUGCCUGAAAACUGAUCACUUCAAAAUGUUACUCUUUUUAUAUAAAAAAGGUAGAUUCCGUAUUCCUAUUGUAGGUUGGUUGUGAGUUCACCACCACAAAUGUAUUAAACAUUAAAUAUAUAUUUUAUUUUUAUUUUAGAAAUUUAAACAAUUUUUGCAAAAUAGGUACGUGGAGGGGUUUGUUUGUGAAAUGACUCAAAUUUAACCUGACCAAAUAUCAAAGUAAUUUAGAAAACUCAGUCCAACAUACUUGAUCAUUCUGUAUGUGGUAUAUCUGGACAGGCUUACUGUUGUCAUUAUUUUGUAUCUGGACAAUAAAUCGCCAAGCACUUCCAUAUCCUGGUUAAAGUAUACUCAUGGUAAAUUAAAAAACCUGUAAAAAUAGCCAAUGAAAAUCAAUGUAGACUAUUGUUGUAAAUUAACAGGAACCCAAAAUACUAUUACAUUUCAAUUUGUGGAAAAGAUUAAAAGAAAGACGUCUUUAGUAAUCAGUCAUAUCUAUGACAGGAGGAAUUGAAAUCUAAUGUGAUUCAAUGUAUGCUACUAACAUAAAUAAAAAUUCCAGAUGGUAUGCAAAACUGGUAAUUGAAAAGUGUAAAUUCGUCUCUGAACCAGAGUGUUUAUGUGUUCCAAAAACAUAUCUAGAAAUCAUUUAUUUUUAUUAUGAAAGACUGAAAUCAAAGUGUCUGAAAAACUAAACUUCACAGAUGUUAAACUCCAGUUACUCAACCAGUAUUACAUUCAAGGAAGUAAUGUAAUAUUUCUAAUUUCUACCCCGUCAGCGUUAAUUGUUGUUGCCACGAUAGACUGUCAAUCGGUACUCGGUAGCUUGCCAUUUGUAGUGUUCCAUCCAAAAAUGCAGAUAUUAGAUCGCAACGUAAAAUAAGAAGUGAACACAAAAUAUUGUCCGCAAUAUGCCAUCAAGUCAAAAAGAUAUUUUGUGUUCCUUCAAUGUGUAGAUAAAUGUGAAGCUGAGGUGGAGAGGCUGUUUUCCUACUGUUAGGUCACAUCGGCUUACGAUGUGUAAAAGUGUUCCUGCUAUGUAAAUCGCCUAAAUAGUUUGUAACUUGUUUACUCGACUAAUCGCUAAUCAUAUUUGUAUAAGUUUUGUAUUGUACUAAAUUUUGUAUUUAUUGUAUUGUUUCUAAGUGUAAAAUAGUGCCAAAAUGUAUUAAUUUUGUGUAAAUAGGUUGU
This is a messenger RNA of Macrosteles quadrilineatus (aster leafhopper), 7273 nucleotides long. RefSeq names its product roundabout homolog 2-like. Gene Ontology annotation, cellular component: plasma membrane; axon. Bases 174 to 3938 code for a protein of 1254 amino acids. Gene Ontology annotation, molecular function: protein binding. Gene Ontology annotation, biological process: cell-cell adhesion; axon guidance. The transcript is spliced from 25 exons. The record is from RefSeq and is a predicted model, not a curated record. Lineage: Eukaryota; Metazoa; Arthropoda; Insecta; Hemiptera; Cicadellidae.